UCUGGCGAAGCAAGGAGGGAGCAUGGGGUGUUUUUGAAUAAUUAUUAAAAUGAGCAUGUGUCUGCGCCAUCCUGUGGGUGUGGCGCAGAGCGGAGUGUAAACUCUAGCCGGGCGAAGCAAACAUUGGCUUAGCGGCAGCAGCUGCCAGCCUGUGCCUAGGAGUGUGGGGACUAGCGCGGCAGCAAGCAGACCGGCACCAUGGCCUCGUCUCAGGGGAAAAACGAGCUGAAAUUCGCCGACUGGAUGGCAACUCUGCCUGAGAGCAUCCACAGCAUCCCCCUCACCAAUUUAGCCAUCCCAGGGUCCCAUGAUUCCUUCAGCUUCUACAUUGAUGAAGCUUCUCCAGUAGGACCUGAGCAGCCAGAAACUGUCCAAAACUUUGUCUCUGUGUUUGGAACUGUAGCCAAGAAGCUGAUGCGGAAAUGGUUAGCCACCCAAACGAUGAGCUUCACUGGUCAGCUGGGAGCUGGAAUCCGAUACUUUGACCUUCGAAUUUCCACCAAGCCCAGAGACCCAGACAAUGAACUGUAUUUUGCUCAUGGCUUAUUCAGUGCCAAAGUCAAUGAGGGUCUUGAAGAGAUCAAUGCAUUUCUCACAGACCACCACAAAGAGGUAGUGUUCUUGGACUUCAACCAUUUUUAUGGGAUGCAGAAAUAUCACCAUGAAAAAUUGGUCCAAAUGCUGAAAGACAUCUAUGGAAACAAAAUGUGUCCAGCCAUUUUUGCCCAGGAAGUGACUCUAAAGUACCUAUGGGAGAAGGACUAUCAAGUACUGGUCUUCUACCAUAGUCCAGUGGCACUGGAAGUGCCCUUCCUCUGGCCUGGGCAGAUGAUGCCAGCACCCUGGGCAAACACGACAGACCCUGAGAAAUUGAUCCAGUUUCUUCAGGCAUCCAUCACUGAGAGAAGAAAGAAGGGCUCGUUUUUUAUAUCUCAGGUGGUGCUGACACCCAAAGCAAGCACUGUGGUCAAGGGUGUGGCGAGUGGCCUCAGAGAAACAAUCACAGAAAGAGCUCUUCCUGCCAUGAUGCAAUGGAUCCGCACCCAGAAGCCAGGAGAGAGCGGCAUCAAUAUUGUCACUGCUGAUUUUGUAGAACUCGGUGACUUUAUCAACACUGUCAUAAAACUCAACUACGUCUUUGAUGAAGGAGAAGCCAACACUUGAUAUUACUCUUCCGGAGUGUCCAUGAGGAAGAUAAGGAAGCCUCAUUGUAUUAGACAUAUUAUCAAUAAGCCCUCUGAUUUUCCUGUUCCACUGAGUCUCUGAAGGAAUCAGGGCUUAGGAGUGGGUGGGAAAUGAGGGCAGACCAUGUCUUCAGUGAUUGUAACCAUAUUCUGCAUUGCUAUAAAUAUGUCAUUUCCAAUUUGGUGACCAAAAUCUACUUCUAGUGUUAGGAAUAGAAAAGAACUGUGUAUCUCGUUUUUCAGAACUAAUGUUUGUGCUGUGUAACCCAUGAGUGUUUACUAGAUUGCAUUUUCUAAUUUCAACCUCAGGCUCCUGUAUUAUUCAUAGCCUCUACCCCUUCCACUUCCUCUCUCUUGCUCGCUCUUCCUAAUUAGAUGCUAUAUGGGUCUCAAAACAAUUGAAUGCCCAACAUAAUGUGUAUUGCAUUAUUGUGCCGAAAUGUGUUUGUUUUGUGAGACUUGGUAAAAAUAUUCCAUAGUCAUCUGCAAUUGAGCAAUCAUAGCUAAUUCUUGGUCAUAGAAAAUAUGCAUCAAAUCAGCCUCCCUGCAUCAGUAAUAUUGGCAGCCAGGAGUGAUUUUGUGUUUUAUGAAAACAACGGCAUUUCAGCGUGGCUGUGUGCAAGGCAGCUAUGACUAUCAUGCAAACAGGCUUUUGGAAAGACUAUGGGUAUCAACUUCACAGUGAAAAAGAAAAGGAAUGGAAUAUACACAGAUAGAUGCUAUUUUAAUUCAACAAAGUCUUAAAUGAUAAUGUCCUGCAAAUGUCAAACUACAAGUGUGUGGAAAUCAGAAAAAAAAUCUGAUUUCUUUAAAUCCUUAAACUUUAAAAAGUUAUCUUAACAAUUGCAUUGUUCUAAAAAUAGAAAAGGAAAGACCACAAGACUCUACUACAAAAUAGGAGUUCUAAAUGCACAAAUUUUAAACCCAGAUCAUGAAAAAAAGGUUAAAGAAGCUUUAUUUAUAUUUAUAACUUAGAAAGAAGAAAAUGAAGGGAUGCAGGAGUGAAUUAGAAUAAUAUUUUUAAGAUUGUCCCUGCAAUCUUUGUAGUCCUUUUACAAAUUCUUUCAAUAUGGAUGCCCUUUAUAGAUUCAUUUACAAUUAGCAUUCUAGGUUCCAUACUGCCUGAGGCUAGACAGAGACCAAGGAGCUGAAGUCUCAGUGUCUGUGGCAUCACUUUUGGUAAUCCAAGGGAAACAAUGUUAACCCCCCCCCCUUUUUUUGAGUGUUGAAUUCUUCUUGGUAUCUUUGUAGUGUUUGAAAACUCUAAAACACACCCUGCUAAGAGCACAAUACCCUUCUCUGUAUGUAUCAUAGGAAUAACGUAAGGGAUUAGUAAAAAUCUAUACAAUUACUGAAGUUUCUAAAAUUACACAUUAUUUUAUCUUCACACAUAGAAAUUAUCAAACAAGUAGUUUCUUUGGACAAGAAAUCCCAUGCAUAUCAGACUCGUAGGGGAAAAAAAUCAUUCAUUUGUUUUUUAAUUCAUUUAAAUGGAGAACAUAUGACUUAAUUCCUUUGGCCUAGAUAAGGACUUGAUUUCAAGUUUAUAUCUCAAUAUUAUAAAUAACCAAGAGUUGACUUAGAUUAUAGAUACUCUUCACUAGAAAACAGCACUGACCAACAACUACAGAGUGAAUAAAAAUUGUCUUUAUUGACCAAUAUAUUUAUGAAAAAUGUGUUUAGACUAAAUGACUUACAUAUGCACAGAACAGAUAUGUUUAUAAUUCCAGAUCUCUGUGUGUGUUUUGUCACACAUACUCUGGUGCAGACAAACAAAUACAGACACACACAGAUUAUAGUCAAACAUAAUACAAUUAUUUUUCAAAUAAAAACACUGACAUUAGUAAAUAAUUUAAUUUAAAGAAAAAUUCCAGAGCCAGGCAUGAGUAUAUGCCUAUAACUGUGGAACUUGAGAGCCAGGAGAAUAAGUACUUCUUCAAGUCUAGCCUGGGCUACACUGUGAGCUCAAAGCUACCCUGAGCUAUAUAAGGAGAUCCUAUCUAAAAAAUCUAAACAAUAAAAUAAAGAUAGCAUCCUUGAGCAAUGUAUGGAAAAUGUUAUAAAACAUUUGAGAACGCAGUAGUUCAUCAUAUAAAAUGUUUUCUAUAAAGUAUUCCAGAUUGGGACUUUAAUACUCACAAAAUAUGAUUCUUUCCCUGUUAACUUCUCCAUCUUUUGCAAGUCUAUUAUCUGACUAUUUCACUUGAUCUUCUUGAGCAGAGAAACUGAAACUUUUUUUUAAAACAGAUUUAUCGAUUAUUGACCUUAUGCUCUAUCAAUUUUGCUCUCUGACUACUUGAUUUUGAUGCUUUCGGAGCAUCUAUGGCCAAGCGCAGUUGCAAUGACACAAUUAUCUAUCUUACAAUAUGACAGAACGAGGUUCCUAAUCUGUUAGCAAAAAAAAUGGAUGCAAUGUAGAAGUGAUCGUGUUGUAUUUUCUUGAACUUGGAUUCUUCCCUACAGUCUUCGUGAUAUUUACCAUGUGGGUGCUGGAAAGAAUGAACAUAAUGAAGCAUUCAGGUGAAACUUCCAGACUAGGAAAGAGAGGGUUCCGUUUGUUUGUUCCUUUGUUUUCUUGUUUGUGCCAUUAAUGAUGUCUGCACAGAAAGUCCUUUCAAUCUCAACUUCUGAUUUCCAAGGGGAUACACAGUUAGCUCCUAGGUAGUAGGCACUAAGAUAAAUGGACCUGCCUUAACUUCUAAUGAGGGACUAAAUAGAAAUAAACCAUAAGAGAAUUUGCUAAAGUAUUUCCCUAAAACAGGGAAGCGGAGAGAAGGUGCCUUUGGCUGUUUCCUGGCCACUGGCCCUGCUGUGGAACACAUUCCUGGUGCAGACUUUGGGCCUUUCAUAGAGAAAUGGUGGCUAUGCGAUCAAAUUGGACCCUCAAUUCUGCUUUGUCUUUCCUGAGUCCUGGGAGCACAAGGGCUACACAUAGGCUUCAAGUGAAGGUAUGUCUUAGUGUACCUUCUGUUUUGUUGGCACUUAAGACACUUUAUGUUACAAGUCCUACAAAGCAAAAACAAAACUAAAAUCCAACUGUUACUCAGCCCAGGACAAGUCCAUGGCAUGAGUGGAACAAGGGAAAAUACUCAGAUGAAUCCACUUUUACAUUUACUUUCCUAUCAGUAACUCUGAAGGACCAAUAUAACAAUGACUUCUGCCAUUACAAAGUAUGUCUCCUUCUUCCUACACAGUCAUGUGAGCACAGAGAAGGUGAGGCAUCCUUUAAAAGCCUUAGGAUAUUUUAUAUGGUAACCUCGAUGUUCACUUUUAGCCAUAUUGGGAAAACUCAUAUUUCACAGAACGCCACCUAACAGAGAAUGUUUCAGAGCAUAAAAUAUUUGGCAAGACACACUUGUACAUGCACAUGUUUGUGUAUGUGCAUAAGGAUGCCUGAGCAUGCACACACACACACACACACACACACACAGUGUUGAAGUCACACCCUACAUUGGCCUAACUGGUUUUAUUGCAAUUUUAACUCUUGAAAUCAAUAUUUCCUAUGUUGUCAGGGUUAAAAAUAGUUUGACUAUUUGGGUAUUUGAGGGGAAAAUGAUUGAAAAUAACCAAUGAAAAGUGAGACCAUCAGAAACUAGAUACACUGGGCAGCAGUGCUCUAAUUAUACUGUCAAUAACAUCUCAAGAUACAAGAUCUAAUGCAAAUUUAGAUAUAAAUGUUUGAUCAUACAUCUUCACUCAAAGUUGCUUGAGUCCUGUGAAGUUCUGAGGUGUUUUUAGGCAGCACUAUACCUGUCUAGGUUCCUACCUGUUGGGAUUAUAGACUGGAGAGCUGGAAGUCUCAGGAAAUGAUGUUUUUGGUUAUUUUUUCAGUUCUACUGUUUUACAAAUAUUUAGCGACACAAUGGUCUAACUUUUCUCUGGUUGGUCAGCCAAAGAGGAACAGUAUAGGCCAAGUGUUUGCACCCUGAACAGCUAAGAGAAAAUAACACACAUUGGCCCCAAGGAGAUGCUAAAUGAGAUCUCUACAGUGUUUUAUUUUGCUAUAUUUUGGUCUUCUCUAGCUUUCAGUGACACCAUGGUGUGAAUGCUCUACUUGCCAUAACUAACAUAUUGGUGGCUCCUGUGUAACGUGCAGUUUCAACAUGAUGUUCCAAAUUGUCUGUUUUCCCAGUGAUGAUAAGAAAACAUUCUAUAAAAUUUGUAAAAAGGUGUUAAUUGAGAAAUGUGUAAUUUUCAUUUUACUUGUGAGGCAAUUUUGUAGUUCUUAGUUCUGAUCAUGUAUUUGUAUGAGUCAAAAUUACGUGCUUGUCAGUGGUAAGUGUAAUUAUACUGUGUCUUCUCAAGAAACUUAUCCUAAAGAAAAAGGGCACAUCAUGGCUAGCCUUAGCUCACUGCCAUUUUGUUUGUUUUGUUUGGCUUGCUUUAGUUGCUGCAAUUGGAUUUAAAUUUUUAUCAGACAUUAUAUUUCUUCUAAAGAUGUCACUUAAGCAAUCAUGCACAGUACAUGCUUUAGAGUUGCUGAGCUCCUACAACUCCAUGGUCUAGUCUAUGAAUGAACAGCUAUACUUUGUCAUUAUUAAAAUCAUCUAGCUUAAUAACUUCUUUCUAUACUAGAAAACUAAAUUUACAUUUAUUUCCAUCAGUUUCAGAAUGAACACCAAAAUUCCAACACAGUAUUUGGUAAUGGUAGGUCAUUCCUUCUUUCAUGAUAAGGUUUCCAUGGAAAGACAUUUCUCUAACUCACAGCACUUGAAAUUUCUAUCAUAAAAAUAAGAUAGACUGUCUUGGAUCCAUGAGAAUCGUAAAUGCUCCAUUGACAUGAGGUGAUUCCAUUGUAUGGUUGCCUUCUGAAAAAAACUGGCCACUGCGUUUAUCUUUCUUUCUUUUCUGUGUGCAACAGGAAACUCCCAAUCAAUCAACAUAGGUGUUCAUGUUGGAAGCAAAAUCGUGACCUAUUUUAGGCUUAGACUUUGUUUAUAAAUAGCUUCCUCAUUUCUUCCCGACUCUGUUAUUUUUGUUUGUUUGUUUGUUUAAUAUUUAGAGUUGUCAAAUAAAAUACAGAACAGUAGUGAAAUUCAAAUCUCAGAUGAAUAAUAUGUUACUGAAGUUCCUAUUCAAUUGAUCAAAAAUGCUUACCUGCAUUGCUCAGAAAUGUUUGCAUACGGCUCCGUUUUAAACGGAUACAUUCUGUGUAGUGUUUUUAAAUCUGGCAACACUAUACAUAAUUCCUCUUAAUGUUUUCAGAUGGACUAUUGCAAACUGUGAGAUGGCCAGUCUCCUAUAUUAAGACCAAUCAUAAAAUCUGAAUAAAUAUUGUUUCAUGAAGAAAAUAUUGUUUCACACUAAGUGAUUUUCAAGAAUCAUCUCAAAGUCAUUUGAGUAAUCAAAAGAGUAUUAGAUAAAUGCGGCCAAAUUUAAAUUUUUCUUAUAAUGGCAUGUUGGAAGUCUAGACUCUAGCCAUUAUUUCUGGAAAUAGUAUCCCCCAGCUGUUGAGACAACAAAAAACAUGGCACAUGUUAAAAAUCUGCUCUUGGAAGGUGAGAGAACCUUCUAAUGCAAGACCAGAGCCUGUUCUAGAAUUUGGUGUGUUUUUCAAUGAGAGAAAAAUCAAAUGAUUCCUUCAUCCCAAUCCCUAUCAGUCACACCUCAAAAUUAUUUUAUGAGUUACAAGAAGUCACCUUAGUGACUGUAGAAUAUUUGAAAAAAUGAACUCUUUAGUGAGAGAGAAGAGAUUCCAAGGUAAAUACAGUCUAGUCCUGAGAGCUUCUUCCCACAGGAUGAUGCUGGGCAGUAGAUGGGGACAGAAAGAGGUGCCUGAGAUAAAGCCCAUGACAGAGAAGUGCUGAAGCAGAUUGUAUUCAACAGUUGGUCUUCAGGAACUGAAACUGAAGAACCCCUCGGAUUUAAAUUAAGAGAUCUAAAUCUGGUACCUAGGUUAUCUUUCAAAGACUAGAACCAUGCUGGAAUUUCUAAAUUAAUACCCAGUGUUUUUAGGACCAAGUCCUUCCUAGUGUGAACAUGGAUGGAGUUCUGAAAAAAAUCAUGGUAGCUACCUCCUCUUUUGAAAUGUCUAUGAGAAAAAAUAGGAAAACUCAAAUCCCAUAAUAUUUUUUCAUAUUGUGAUAGCUGCCUAUACAUAUUUACGUUGAUUUGCUUCAUUUCUGGAGAAAAAGAAUGUGUAGAGCUGGUGACGUUUCCUUCACUACCCCAGGAGUUCACCAGAAGGAGUCAGAUCUGUGCCUUCUCUUUUUAGGAUCUGUUCAUUGACACUUUAGUAAAUGUGCUGUAAUGAAAAUCCAUGCCUAUAUAGUCUGUAUAGAAAAUGUGACUUUUAUAGAUAUAAAAUUGUGUUCUUAAUGUUGAAAAAAGUUUAUUUGUAGCUAGUGAAAUUGCCUAAUAAAGUCCUGGAACCAGUAAUGCUCAGUUUUUCCAGUUUAUAUUCAUCCAUGCUUCAUUAUAUGCAAGAAAAUGCAUCUCUCUAGUGAAAUAUGAUUAAGAAUAUCUUCAAAAACAUCAUUACAUCAUAAUUUUCU
Messenger RNA from Apodemus sylvaticus (European woodmouse), 7678 nucleotides. RefSeq names its product phosphatidylinositol specific phospholipase C X domain containing 3 (gene Plcxd3). The coding region runs from base 199 to 1164 and encodes 321 amino acids. The record is from RefSeq and is a predicted model, not a curated record. Lineage: Eukaryota; Metazoa; Chordata; Mammalia; Rodentia; Muridae. Gene Ontology annotation, molecular function: phosphoric diester hydrolase activity. The transcript is spliced from 3 exons. Gene Ontology annotation, biological process: lipid metabolic process. Gene Ontology annotation, cellular component: synapse.